AAACAUCAUAACUACCUAUUCACCUCUUUUCUCCCAAGUUGUUGUCAAAAUGAAAACCCUAACACUCUUAUUCGCUCUUUCCCUCUAUCUCCUUCUCAACCCAACUCAUUCCACGUCCAAUCCCAUCCGCCUUCCCACCGCCGACGUGGCAGUAACGUCCGGCGAAACUCCGGUGGUGGACACCGACGGAGACGCGCUCCGGGCCGGCGAAACGUACUACAUAACCUCCUCCUUUCGGGGAGCGGCCUCCGGAGGAGUGCAACUUUCUUGGUUAAACGAUUUGACAAAAUGCGCGAGAAACGUGGUCAUGUCGCCGCCCUUAACGGACGGCGACCCCAUUAGGAUCACGCCGGCGGACCCGAACGCCACCGUCGUCUCGCCGUCGACGUUCCAGAGCUUCGCGUUCUCCGUUCCAACGUCCAGGCUUUGUGUGAGCAGUGUGUUUUGGGGGAUCCGGUUCGACCGGGCUUCCCGGAAAUUUUUCUUGAACUCCGGCGAGUUUGUCUCCAACCUUAGCGGCCAGUUCAAGAUUGAAGUCGUGCCGGAGCUUAGCGCUUACGAAAUCACCUAUUGUCCGUUCGGCGGCGACAAAUGCUACAGCGUUGGCAGAUACUACGACGAGGCGGCCGGGGCUGACCGUUUGGCUCUCACUCAGGAUUUUCCUUUCACUGUUGUGUUCAAGAAAGCUAGAUUCUGAUUUCUGACCACAUUAUUGUACGCUGGUUAGUUAAUUAUGCUAAAUAAGUGACAUUAGUCGCAGGUUUGAUAAUGUACAACAUAUCCUAGAUUGUUGUGUUGUGUAAACCCUAUGAUCAUUAAAUAAAUUACUAUUUGUCGGCAGAUAAAUAAUUUGAUAAUUGUUA
Ipomoea triloba (trilobed morning glory) is the source of this 863-nucleotide messenger RNA. Its product is annotated as sporamin B-like. Gene Ontology annotation, molecular function: endopeptidase inhibitor activity. Lineage: Eukaryota; Viridiplantae; Streptophyta; Magnoliopsida; Solanales; Convolvulaceae. The record is from RefSeq and is a predicted model, not a curated record. The transcript has 2 exons. The coding region runs from base 50 to 697 and encodes 215 amino acids.